AGGCAAUUGUUGCAGAGAUCACAAGGUUAAGAUUUUGUAUGGUCGUCAAAAAUCGUUCUAGAAAAUCAAGUUUAAUUCUUAGUAAAAAUAAUUUUUGAUUAUAUUUUAUUUAUCUCACGGUCAAUUUUUAAAUUAUUCGAAUUUAAUUUUAUAGCCAUAUUAGUAUCACUUUUUUAUGAGACAUGCAUGUCCAGAAAGAGAGGUUAGCCCAUUGCAAUAUCCAGUAUUAUUUAUUUUUUAUUUUUUAAAACUUGAGCCCUUUUGUUUUAAAAAUGUAUUAUUAUUUUUGUGUGAAAAGUAAAAAAUAAAAAAAUUAUUACAGAAUAAAAACCAUAAAAUUAUUUUUCACGAAAACUUUGUGAGCGGGAGCAGAUUUUCAUUUUUCACUCCUAUGAUUUACUCCCGGUUAAAAUAAAAAUAAAAACUCAACUCUGAAAACCUUCCUUCCCAUAUUCCCUCCUCCAAAUUCAAUCGGCGGCAGUACCACCACCGCCGCCGCCGCCACCAUGGCGUGUUCCUACGACGGACCAUCACUCGAACACAUUCCGUUAUCACAACGCCGUAAAUUUGCGCAUUCCGAUUCCACUGAUUCUCAUUCCCAAAACCACUCUCGUAUACCCUUCUCAUCCACACCUCCGCUUCACGCUACUGUAAAAAACGAACACGACGAUUCCAAUUCACAGGUUACAUAUUCGAAGGUUCGGAAUGAUGCUAUUGGAGUGGAGAAAUCCAGUGUGAAUACGAGUAGUUUACGUCCAUCUUCAACGGUUUGUGAUGUUCCUGUUACUAUGAAGGUUGAAGAUUCGGAGAUUCUAUUGAGUAAUGUUGAUAAUGGUGGAAAUGGAAAUACAUCUUUUCAGUUAGAUUUUCCUGCCACGAAGGUGAAAGAGGAGAUUCAUGAAAGCAUUGUUGAUGAACUUGAUCAUGUUGUAUUGAUAGAAAGGCAAAGGAUGUUGCUAGCUAGGAGGCUUGCAGGGCUACCAAGUCCAGCAUUUGAGGCUAAUAGUGAAGGCUUGACCAAAAAAAUUUUGGAACAAAAUGUUGAAAAAGUAAAUGGAGAAUUUUUUUCUGUUGAUGGGAAAAUAACUGUAGCUAGAGAUCAGUGUUAUGACACUCCAGAAGGAAGUAAUACUUCACUAUCUGAGUUACCACAUGAGGCCACAUUGGGAUCAUCUUUGUCAACUGAGCAUGCCUCAUCCAAAUCAAGAAGACCAGUAGUUUCAGCAUGCCCUCAAGAACACAACCAAAUUGUCAAAUCCGAAGAAAUGAUCAUGCAUUUUGAUUCCCACGAGGAACAAGGUGUUAUGCCUAUAGAUAAUAAUGAACCAAGUAGUUCAGGUUGUCCGACCUCUGUCAAAAUCAAGGAUGAACCUUGGGAUAACAGUGAAAUCCACGAUGUUAAUGAGGAUGCGAUGGGUAACAUCUCCAUUAAACAGGAAGUCCAGAAUGACUUUAUUAACGAGGAUGCGAUGGGCUACAUCUCCAUUAAACAGGAAGUCCAUAAUGACUUUAAUGAUGAUCAAGUGGAACAUAUGAGCUUAGCUGAUAGAUUAAAUUUUCUCACGUCCAGAGAGAAUUCUAGUUUAAAUAUUCCUAUGAGUUGCUCAUAUCUGAAGAAGACUAAGCCUUCUUCCUCUGUGCCGAGCUUUAAUUUUUCAGAAUCUGCAGAACCUUCACACAUCAAGCGUGCACGAAAAAGAAAGAAAACAGCCACUAAUUCAGUUCAAACAGCACUUGAGGAGGAUGCCCCUGGCCUCUUGGAGGUAUUGGUAGACAAAGGUGUGUUAGUAGAUGACAUUAAGCUUUAUGGAGAGACUGUAAAUGAUGAAGCUUUGGAUGAAUCAUUUUGCGAAGAUAGCUUUUCAGAGCUUGAAGCUGUAAUGACAAAGAUUUUCUCUCAACGCCAAUCUUUCAUAAAGUUCCCUGUUAUUCGUGCUGGAAAGGGUUCGAGAGUGAGCUAUUGCUUGGCUUGUCUAAUCUCACUCGUGGAGCAGACACGAUAUUUGAAGCUUCAAAAAUGGCCUGUCGAAUGGGGUUGGUGCCGAGAUAUUCAAUCAUUUAUUUUUGUUUUUCCAAGGCAUAACAGGAUAGUGUUGGAACGCCCUGAAUAUGGUUAUGCAACCUACUUCUUUGAACUGGUGGCAUCCUUACCCGUUGAAUGGCAGAUCAAGCGGUUGGUGGUUGCUAUGAAGCUGACUACGUGUAGCAGGAUUUCCAUUAUUGAGAACAAAGAAUUAUCGGUUGGAGAAGAUUUGGCUGAAGGUGAGGCAAAGGUGUUAAUGGAAUAUGGCUGGACCCCAAACACUGGCCUGGGAACCAUGCUUAAUUACCGCGACAGAGUUGUGCAUGAUAGGAAGAAUACGGACACUUCAGAGUGGCGAACUAAAAUAGGGAAGUUGCUGAUAGAUGGUUAUGUUGGUGGAACUAUAUUGAUGUCCAACAUCCCAAAAAGUGUUGCAAAUUACAGGUGUGCUCAAAUUCCUAACAUAGACUAUUAUUCCGAUGAAUGAUUAGAGGGUAGCUUGUGUAGAAAAGGUUUUCUUAUGUACAUGUAGUGUAUUUAUAUGGUGUGCAUUUUUCAGAUUAAGACUUGGGCUUUGUUUGUGUAGUCCACUGUGAAAACUUCAAAUAUUUAAUUAUUUAUCACAUAGCCUAAAGGAAUAUAGGGUUGGAUCAAAAUAGGGGCCUGAAAUCAUGCUUUACCACCGAUAGUUAGAAUUCAGAGUCGGUUUUUUACUUUGUUUAUUUUUCUUUUAAGUGGUGUUGCAAUAAAUUUUUUUAAGGAAUAAAAUUAUAUUUUAGCA
Molecule: messenger RNA, 2804 nt
Organism: Trifolium pratense (red clover)
Lineage: Eukaryota; Viridiplantae; Streptophyta; Magnoliopsida; Fabales; Fabaceae
Exons: 10
Coding region: 507-2510 (667 amino acids)
Source: RefSeq, a predicted model, not a curated record